UCUUUUUCUCUUUGAUAUCUUUCUUUCAUUCAUUCCUUCUCUAAUCUGGCUGAACUUGGUUAACUUCAUAAGAUCUGUAACUACAGAUACAGAGUAAAGAACUACUGACUUUCUCGAGUCACAGAUCAACUGAAGUGUACCAGUUGUCAAGAUGUGGGCAUCGGUUAUAACACUGUUCGCAUUGCUGAUGGUCUUUAAGAAAUCUGUCGAUGCCGCCGACAAUGGCUGUAACAUUGAACAGUAUGCAGAGAAAGUUGGUUGUUUCAAAAGCAAAACCGAGUCAGGCCAAACUAUACUGACAGAUAAGCUUGUAAAUGCGCGAAAUAGAAAAGGUAAAGCUUAUGGAGGAUUUCUGCUCAACUGGUUCAAAUGGAAGAAAUCAAUAAACAGAAUUCUCUGCCUCUGUGUCGAGAAAGCAAGAAAAAAGGGAUACGAUUUCGUUGGUUUACAUUAUUACGGCGAAUGUCUAAGCGGACCAAACUCUACUCACUAUGCAAGCGGUGGUCGAUCACGCAACUGUCUGCAAGAGUUGCACGCGACAUGCAAUAAAACCAACAAAGAUCACGCUUGUAUGGGCGGAAGACGGACUAAUUACAUCUUCAAAGUGAAGCWGGCAAAUUUAUGAAAUUCACGUCGAAAAAGGAUCCAACCCAGAAACCGCUUACAUGGGGCCAUCACCUAGUCGCGAUAGAAUUAUAUUUUGCUCAAUAGAGCUAAAGCUUGGAAUAAAUUAAACUGUAUUAUAAGAAAGGUCA
Molecule: messenger RNA, 755 nt
Organism: Exaiptasia diaphana
Lineage: Eukaryota; Metazoa; Cnidaria; Anthozoa; Actiniaria; Aiptasiidae
Exons: 4
Coding region: 152-625 (157 amino acids)
Source: RefSeq, a predicted model, not a curated record